AUGGAAUAUAAAGUGUCAAACUUGUUAGUGAAUAUUGAUAAUAUUUGUCGUGUAUGUUUGACUGAAAAUGCUAAUUCACUGUCGAUAUUUUGUCAAAAUGAAACAGAUGAAAAAUAUCGCGAUCUUUUAAAUAAAAUUCAAGAGUCCGGUGGUAUUAAAAUCACCGAAGAUGAUGGUUUGCCGACACUUAUUUGCUCUAAAUGUAUUAAUAAUAUCAACAUUGCAUUUAAAAUUCGUCAGCAAUGUCAACGCAGUGAUACCCUGCUAAGAUUAUAUUAUAAAAAAUUAAAAGAGUCUAACCUCAAAACAAUACAUUAUCAAGAAACUCUCCAACCAGAGUUAAUUACGCCAGAUAUUUCACAAUCCAGCCAAGAUCUGUUUAACUACUUAGAAAUCCAAUGUAUGGACGUCGAAGAAGUUGUUGUUGGUCAAGAAGAGGUCCCAAGUGUUGAAAAUGCUGGAAUGAUUGACGACGAACCACCGUCCUACAAAUUAAAAUUGCAAUUACUUGAGAUUGGAAGUACAACGAGCAGUUCACCGAUUGCAAACUCGCCAAGCUCGCGUACAAAAGCUCAGAGUAAAGUAUACCCCGAGCACCUAGGAGCUUUUGAGACUCUAGCUUUUGAUCCCCUUCAAUUGCCGAGUGAUAAAAAAUAUACCUGUUCAAUCUGCGCUCAGGCGUUCGAGUCAUUAAAAAUAUUAAGACAGCAUCGAAAAAUUCACAAAAAUGAAUUAUAUGUUUGUAAAAUCUGUCCUGUGCGUUGUUCUAAGGCUGAAGAGCUGGCAAUUCACUUGAAAUCGCAUCAACUGACCCAAGCAGCAGUCGCAACUAUUCAAGUAAACAAUCACGACAAUUCCAAAGACUGCAAUGACUCCGAUAUGGUCGACAAUCAGCAAAAAAUUGAUCAUAACAAUGAACAGCCACUCCGUGGCAAGUCACCUGACCUUCAAAAUAAUACCACUAACCCUUUUAAAAAUUCUAUGAUCAAAAGAUUAUCAACUGAUAAUAUUAAUACUAAUAAUAGUAAUAGUAAUAGUAAUAGUAAUAUUAACAGCUCUAAUAGUCCUAUCAUUCAUAAAUGUGAGAUUUGUGGGCAAAUAUUUUCAAAAGAAAAAGGACUGAUGCGGCACCGCGCUUAUCACGAAUCACGAGUUAUUUGUGAUAUUUGUGGUAAAAUAGAUAUUUUAAUAAAAAAUAUCAUAAUGACCGAGUGCUACCUGGAUUUCGAUAGAGUUUGUAGAAUAUGUUUAACAGAAUCAACAAAUUUAACGUCAUUGUAUUGUAAUGAUUCGGUACCAGGUGUAUUUCCAAGUUUAUCACAGCGUAUAUCAACAUGUGGGGCUAUUGAGCUUAAUGAAAGAGACGGAUUGCCAUCGUUAAUUUGUGAGAAUUGUAUUUAUAAAGCAAGUGUAGCUCAUGAUUUUCGUGAACAGUGUCAGAAUUCAGAUGCACGAUUACGUUUAUGUUACGAUAAACCAGCUCGUCUACAAUCAAAUUUACAGGACUCCAGUACGCAAACAGAAGUUGAAGAGAGAACGAUGGCUAAAAAUAUAAAUUCAAAUUAUUUUGUAAAACAAGAAAUUCAAGGGUUUAAUCAAGAUUUAAAUACAAUAGGUGUUUACCAAAAUCCCCAAGUUGAAGUUACAAGCAAUCAAAUAGUUACUGACGAUAAAUUAUUCCUAUGUAAUAUUGACUACCAAACGAAAGAAUUAGAAAAACAGCCGGUGCUUGAAUCGACUCAACACCAACUCCAACAUCAACAUCAAGAACUCGAUCAUCAAGACAUUCAACAUCAAGUAUUAAUACCAGAGCAGCAACAAGUUUCUAUAGCAGUUGCUAUUGAAACAGAGCAACAAUUACCAAAUUCUGUUACAAUGGCUGAAAUGAAACCAGCGGUUGGACAAUACGUGGACAACGAAUUGUUGGUUAAUAACGAUGACAGUGUUGAAGACGAAGAUCUUGAGGAUGAAGAAGAAGAAGAAACUGAAAUUCCAGCUGACGGAUUUAACAAAGAUCAAGAUAUUUCGAUUGAUUUACACGAACCUAAAUGGGAAGAAGAAUCAGAGGAAUUAGUGCCUAGCAAAAGAUUGACACGCAAGGCUAAGGAUAUUGCCGGUAAAUCAUACAGCGUUGAUGAAAUUGACGAAGAUUUACCUGAUAAUAACGAUGACGACGACGACGACGACGAUAAGCCGAAAUUCAAGUGUAAAGUUUGUUCGAAACGAUAUAACACAUCGAAAGGCUUGAAAAAUCAUGCCCAAGUUCAUGAUAAAAAACACAAAUGCCACGUGUGUUUAAAGUCAUUUUACAACCUUGAGAAUAUGGAAAAACAUGUUAAAAUUCAUGAAACUAAGCCUCAUGCGUGUCAACUGUGCCAUACAUGUUUUGCUAAGCCGCAGAGCUUAGUUCGGCAUCUCAAGAGUCAUUCGGAUAAAAUUCAAGGUAGCAAUAAUAAUAAUAAUAUAAAGAGCAAUGAAAACGGAACAAUAACGAUCGUAAGAACUGAAGAUACCGAGGAUGACGAUGACGAUCGUGACGGUUUUCAGACAAAUGAAGCCGAUGAAUUCGACAGUGCGCCUGGUCUUUACAAGUGCAGUGAAUGCAAUCAGUUUUGUUCGACUUUGAAGAAUCUCAAAAGACAUUCAUUGAUUCACGGUGAUAAAAAAUAUUCCUGUACUGUUUGUAAAAAAUAUUUCUUCCGACCAGAUACGCUGAAAAAACAUGCUGAAAAACAUGGUCACGGUUUACUGGACAAUUUGUCAGACGAGAACAAAUUGUAUGAGUCCGACGACGAGACAUUCAAUCGCAGUAAUACGCUGGCUAAUAAUAUCAACGGCAAUGGGACCAAUGAUACUGAUAAUAAAAAGGUUGACAGUGAUGAAGACGGUUCUGGGGAGUACAAGUGUCAACAUUGCGACAAAGUUAUGGCAACUAAAAAAGGAUUAAGACGGCAUGUGUCGAUGCAUAAGCCAAAAGCAGAGCCAGUAACCUGUGAAAUUUGUAAAAAAGUGUGUGCUAGUCAAGCUAGACUGGUUCUUCAUCAAAAAACACACAGUAAACCUAAGGAAAAAAUACCGCGGGAAUAUCUCUGUCAUAUAUGCAGUAAAGUAUACCCAAGCAAUUCAUCACUGACCUAUCACAUGAGGACACAUACUGGAGUAAAACCGCAUGUGUGUCAAACAUGUAACAGCGGUUUUACAACAACGACCAGUCUCGCUAAUCACAUUCGAAUCCAUACUGGUGAUAAACCCUUCGUUUGCCACGUAUGUAGUGCUGCAUUUGCUGUAAGCUCGGCCUUCAGACGUCACUUAACUCGUCAUACCGGAGAAGCCAAUUAUCUUUGUAAAACUUGCGGCAAGGCAUUCAAAAGACUCAGCACACUGAAGGAACAUACCUACACACAUUCGGGAGAAAAACCUUAUGUUUGUAAAACAUGUGGUGCUGCUUACAGCCACAGUGGAAGUUUAUUUGCUCAUCAAAAACGUUGCAGAGUACAGUAUGGUGAAAUGGUUACUUCUGAGAAUAAUCAUUCGCAUGUACCACAUCAUAUUCACGUUAAUAAUGUACAGACAGCAGUCAGAUCACUUGCAGUUAUCGGACAAAUGUUUUAA
This is a messenger RNA of Cotesia congregata, 3612 nucleotides long. The record is from the annotation of a GenBank genome assembly. Lineage: Eukaryota; Metazoa; Arthropoda; Insecta; Hymenoptera; Braconidae.